Messenger RNA from Balaenoptera musculus (blue whale), 1459 nucleotides. It is a transcript of the gene APOA4, whose product is annotated as apolipoprotein A4. Gene Ontology annotation, cellular component: extracellular region. Lineage: Eukaryota; Metazoa; Chordata; Mammalia; Artiodactyla; Balaenopteridae. The record is from RefSeq and is a predicted model, not a curated record. Gene Ontology annotation, molecular function: lipid binding. Gene Ontology annotation, biological process: lipid transport; lipoprotein metabolic process.
ACAGCCCGGUGGGGAUUUAAAUGUCUGGCUGGCUCUGAGCUUCAAUCAGUUCGAGCAGCAGCAUAGGUGAGCUGCCUGAGAACCUCUCCUUUGGCCCCCUCUGAAUCCAGGAAGGAUUCAGUGCAGUAAGAGACUUUUCCAGCCCAGCAAGGAGCCCAGGAUGUUCCUGAAGGCUGUGGUCCUGAGCCUGGCCCUGGUGGCUGUCACCGGUGCCCAGGAGGAGGUCAGUGCUGACCAGGUGGCCACUGUGAUUUGGGACUACUUCAGCCAGCUGAGCAACAAUGCCAAGAAGGCUGUGGAACAUCUCCAGAAGUCUGAGCUCACCCAGCAGCUCAACACCCUCUUCCAAGACAAACUUGGGGAAGUGAACACCUACACGGAUGACCUGCAGAAGAAGCUGGUGCCCUUUGCCACGGAGCUGCACGAACGCCUGACCAAGGACUCAGAGAAGCUGAAGGAGGAGAUUCGGAAGGAGCUGGAGGAGCUGCGGGCCCGGCUGCUGCCCCACGCCAGCGAGGUGAGCCAGAAGAUUGGAGACAACAUGCGCAAUUUGCAGCAGCGCCUGGGGCCCUACGCGGAGGAGCUGCGCACCCAGGUCAACGCCCAGGCCCAGCAGCUGCAGCGCCAGCUGACGCCCUACACCGAGCGCAUGGAGGCGGUUCUGAGGCAGAACAUGGACAACCUGCAGGCCUCGCUGGCGCCCUACGCCGACGAGCUCAAGGCCAAGAUCGACCAGAACGUGGAGGAGCUCAAGGCGCGCCUCACGCCCUACGCCGACGAGCUCAAGGCCAAGAUCGACCAACGGAGGAGCUGCCGCCGCCUGGCCCCCUACGCGCAGGACGUCCAGGGGAAGCUCAGCCACCAGCUCGAGGGCCUGGCCUUCCAGAUGAAGAAGCACGCCGAGGAGCUGAAGGCCAAGAUCUCGGCCCGCGCGGAGGAGCUGCGGCAGAAGCUGGCGCCCCUGACCGAGAGCGUGCGCGGCAACCUGAAGGGCAACGCCGCGGAGCUGCAGAGGUCGCUGGCCGAGCUGAGCAGCCACCUGGACCAGCAGGUGGAGAAGUUCCGCCACACCGUGGGGCCCUACGGCGAGACCUUCAACAAAGCUAUGGUGCAGCAAGUGGAGGAGCUCAGGCAGAAGCUGGGCCCCCUGGCGGGGGACGUGGAAGACCACCUGAGCUUCCUGGAGAAGGACCUGAGGGACAAAGUCAACACCUUCUUCAACACCCUCAAGGAGGAAGAGAGCCAGGCCCACGCCCUCACCGCCCAGGAGCAGAUGCUGGCCCCUUUGGCGGGCUGAGCUGCCCCCGGUGCUCCUGCCCCACCACUGACACCUGCCCUGCCCUGCCCCCUGUCUGUCUGUCUGUCCCAAAGCAUUUCUUGUAUAAACCCGUGGAUACCUGUCCAGUGCAAAGUGACACUGCCUCUUGCUACUCAAUAAAGCUGCAGAGAAGCUAGCCCA